Molecule: messenger RNA, 1790 nt
Organism: Panicum hallii
Lineage: Eukaryota; Viridiplantae; Streptophyta; Magnoliopsida; Poales; Poaceae
Product: probable mannose-1-phosphate guanylyltransferase 3
Exons: 5
Coding region: 261-1346 (361 amino acids)
Biological process (GO): GDP-mannose biosynthetic process; cell wall mannoprotein biosynthetic process
Cellular component (GO): cytoplasm
Molecular function (GO): GTP binding; mannose-1-phosphate guanylyltransferase (GTP) activity
Source: RefSeq, a predicted model, not a curated record
CGCUGUGGCUCUGAGCCCACCCGUUGAGGACACUGCCCAGCCAAUCGCCCAGAAGCGGCAGGCCGGUAGCCUCUCGCUCGCAGCGGUCUGGUCUGGUGCCCUCUUCGGUGGGAAGGAAGGCCGGAAGGAAGGGGAGGGGGAGGACGCAAGGCGAGGCGACCGGCCGACGCAGGGAGAGAGAGUGCCGCGCGAGCGCCCCCAAAAUCUCGUCCUGCCGUCCCCCGCGGGAUUUAGGGAGGAAAGGAAGCAAGUGGUUCACCAUGAAGGCGCUCAUUCUUGUUGGGGGUUUCGGAACCCGCCUUCGCCCUUUGACUCUCAGCUUCCCAAAGCCCCUGGUUGAUUUUGCAAACAAGCCCAUGAUUCUGCAUCAGAUUGAAGCUUUGAAAGAAGUUGGGGUCACGGAGGUGGUUUUAGCCAUCAACUACCGCCCAGAGGUGAUGAUUAACUUCUUGAAGGACUUUGAGGAUAAGCUUGGCAUCACAAUUACAUGCUCUCAAGAGACUGAGCCCUUAGGAACCGCUGGCCCACUUGCUCUAGCAAGGGACAAGCUUGCAGAUGGAUCUGGCGAGCCAUUCUUUGUCCUCAACAGUGAUGUCAUAAGUGAAUACCCAUUUGCUGAACUCAUCAAAUUUCACAAGAGCCAUGGUGGUGAGGCAACAAUUAUGGUCACUAAGGUGGAUGAACCAUCAAAAUAUGGUGUUGUGGUUAUGGAGGAGGCAACUGGAAGGGUGGAUAGAUUUGUAGAGAAGCCAAAAAUAUUUGUGGGCAACAAGAUCAAUGCUGGGAUUUACUUGCUGAACCCAUCUGUCCUUGACCGCAUUGAACUGAGGCCAACAUCAAUUGAAAAAGAGGUCUUUCCUCAAAUUGCAGCUGACCAAAAGCUCUAUGCGAUGGUUCUUCCAGGAUUUUGGAUGGAUGUUGGUCAGCCGAGGGACUACAUUACUGGAUUGCGUCUUUAUCUAGAUUCACUUAGGAAGAAAUCAGCUGCCAGGCUUGCUACUGGAGCACAUGUCGUUGGCAAUGUGUUGGUGCAUGAGAGUGCCAAGAUCGGAGAGGGUUGUCUGAUCGGUCCUGAUGUCGCUAUUGGACCUGGAUGCAUCGUGGAGGAUGGUGUGAGGCUUUCCCGUUGCACUGUCAUGCGUGGUGUGCGUAUCAAGAAGCACGCUUGCAUCUCAAACAGCAUUAUCGGGUGGCACUCCACUGUUGGACAAUGGGCACGGAUAGAGAAUAUGACUAUCCUGGGGGAGGAUGUUCAUGUAUGCGAUGAAGUAUACAGCAAUGGCGGUGUUGUUCUCCCACACAAAGAGAUCAAGUCAAGCAUCUUGAAGCCCGAGAUCGUCAUGUGAGCUAUCCAGUUUAGCUACAGCACAUUCUUACCAAGGGAGGAUCCCAAAUCCCCCUUUUACAAACGAUCUCUCUUGGUGUCUUUGUCGUAGUGCAAACAGCAUGAUACAUGUUCGCUUGUUAAAUUAUCGACAAUGUAUCCUUGUUCUAUGUUGAAAAAAUUUAGUGUGUAAUCAUGAGUGACAAAUCACAGGUGAUUGUGCUCUUUUGAGUUACGAGGUUUUGGACUCUUUGGUGUCUGCAGAAGUUCAAUAACAUAGCAAGAAUAAGUUGAGGACAAAGAUUGUGGUCCAAGGUAGCUUCGAGUGAGAUAAGUCUGUUUGUGUGCUAAUUGCUAAAUGCUAUUCAGUAGAAAUGUACACAGAAGCCUAUCUGUGUGAUGUAACCGAAUAUUGUGCAUAUCAAUUUAUACCAAUGAAUAUACUGUCGGUCUGCUACCUUGCCUA